UAGAGCUCCUUCUCUCAAAAUUAAAUUAAGCCUUAAUGACAUAACCAUCUCUCUAUGUUAUGUGCUUGGAUUCUUGUAUAUAAUGGCCUCCGCUGAAGCAAUCCCACCUCCACCACUAGAGACCCUCCUCCAUAUGUUGUAAGAAGAAGAAGAAGCCGCACAAAACCCUCCUGAAUCCAGAGAUUUCUUCAUCUCCAAGGGCUCAUCAGGAAAGAAAAUUCGGAUUAUCCAAAAUAAAAAGAUGAGUAGGAGGAACGGGAACGGCCAGAAACUGGAGCUGAAGCUGAACCUGUCGCCGAGGAGAGGAGGUAACCGGAGGAGGGUCCGGUCUCCGAGCCGCUCGGCCACGACGUCGCCGACGUCUCCGCCGAUAUCAUGCCUCUCGUCGGAGCUCAUCAACAACGAGGAGUCAUCAGUCAGAUACUCCACGAGCCCUGAGACCACCUCAAUGGUCCUCGUAGGUUGUCCUCGUUGUCUUAUGUACGUUAUGCUCUCUGAGGAUGAUCCCAAGUGCCCUAAAUGCAAGAGCACUGUUCUUCUCGAUUUCCUACGCGAGAACCCUAACGCUAACGCCGCCGCCAGAGGGAAGAACCGGCGAAACUGAGUGCCACGCGCCGUCGUGGGUAUGAAGGAGUAAUCAGUCAAUCCUCUGUUUUCUUUCACCUUCUUUCUCUCUCUCUCUCUCUCUAUUUCUCUCUCCGUGUGUCGUUUUAGGCGAUUAAUGUAGCUGUUUGACUGAGAGCAGUGCUAAUCACGCUCCACUUUAUCAAAAACAGGGCAAAAAAGCUCGGAUAUGAAACUAGGGUUCUAGAAAUCAUUUUCAGACAGACAAAAAAGUGGAGCGCGAAUAGCACUAGCUUUUCUUUGGCUAUUUUAAUAUAAAUUGUCUGCCAGUUGGGUCUUUAUGGAAGAAGAUUACGGCGUUAUAUAUUU
Tarenaya hassleriana is the source of this 933-nucleotide messenger RNA. RefSeq lists its product as uncharacterized. The coding region runs from base 242 to 604 and encodes 120 amino acids. Lineage: Eukaryota; Viridiplantae; Streptophyta; Magnoliopsida; Brassicales; Cleomaceae. The record is from RefSeq and is a predicted model, not a curated record. The transcript is spliced from 2 exons.